CACCCCCCGGGGCCAGGAGCCCCCCGGGCACCGCCACAUCACCCCCAGGACCAGGAGCCGCAUCCGGGCGGCCGCGGCGCGGCUCAACUCCUCCUCCUCCUCCUCCUCCUCUUCCUCCUCCCUCUUCAACGGGACGCUGCCGAUGCCCUGGAGACCACCCAGGAUCAGAUCCCCCCGGGGGGUCCCCAGGGACCCUGCCACCUCCCCGGGACACUGUGUCACCUCGCGGGACGAGGAUGUGUCCGGGGAGGACGGAGAGGGGACAGACUCUUUGGAAGACACCCAGAUCCUGCCCGGAGCCCCCCAUUCACCCCCGGCGGGGGUCGGCAGCUCUCCCGGCUCCAGCCCCACGGUCUUGCUGUGCCCUGGGGACCCUGGAUCCCCCCCCAAUCCCCCAUCAGGCCCUCGGGGCUCCCCCCACCCCGGCGUGCUGGAGGGUGGCUCUGGGUGGCAGCGCCACUCGCCCUCGAGGACGCCCCAGUUCCAGUGGCCCCGCGGUAGCUCCAGGCACCUUCUGGCCCCACAAGCAUCCAGCAGUGCCAGGGGGGACCUGGGCCCCCCGUUCGUGCCACUGUCACCCCCCGGCUGUGGCCCCCACUGCUCCGGGGAGCCUCGAGAGGACGAGGGGCAGGGACUGUCACCCCCCGAGUGUCACAGUCCCGGCACAGCGGCCACCCCCAGCCCCGAGGACGCCAUGGACCGGGAUGGUCGAGUGUCCCCGGUGUCCCCGGGGCCCCUCUCGGACCAAAGUCUGCGGCGGCGGCUGCGGGAGCUGGGGGAGGACCCGGGACCCGUCACCGACCUCACCCGGGGGCUCUACCGGCGGCGGCUGCGGGAGCUGGGCACGGGGCACGGCGGGGAGCCGCAGGGGCACAGCCCGGAGCUGGUGGCUGCGCUGAGGACCGGCCACAUCCCCGACUGUGCCCAGGACGAGCUGGCGCUGGCGCAGCAGUUCGAGCGUCCCGACCGCGGCCGGCACUGGCGGGAGGGGCUGCUCAAGUCCAGCUUCAACUACCUCCUCCUCGACCCCAGGACUACCCAGGACCUGCCCCUGCGCUGCCCCCGCCUGAGCCCGGCCCAGAGCUUCCAGACCUUCGUCAGCGCCGUGUUCUACGUGGGCAAGGGCACCCGGGCCAGGCCCUACUGCCACCUGGCCGAGGCCCUGGGCCAGCACCGGGCAGGGACACGGCGGGGCUGCCCCAAGGUGCGGCGCAUCCUGGAGAUCUGGGAGAGCGGACACGGCGUCAUCUCCAUGCUCUGCUUCCAGAACAGGGUCCCGGCAGAGGCCUACACGAGGGAGGGCUGCAUGGUGGAGGCGCUGGGCCUGCAGACCCUCACCAACCAGCGCAAGGGGCACUGCUACGGCGUGGCCGCGGGCUGGGCGCCCGAGCGGCGCCGGCGCCUGGGGGUGCACAUGUUGCACCGGGCCAUGAGCAUCUUCCUGGCCGAGGGCGAGCGGCAGCUCCGGCCCGGGGACAUCCCGGGGAGGUGACCGUGCUCGGGUCGGGGGGGGAGGGGGGCAGCUUUUAUGUCGUGACCGCUGCGAAGAUUGUUUCUGUUUUUCCUAUUUCCCCGGCCGGGGGAUCAAUAAAUCGCUGCGGGGCUGGGUUUGCCCGAAGAAUUCCCGGUUGUGGGAGAUUCCUGGAG
This is a messenger RNA of Neopelma chrysocephalum (saffron-crested tyrant-manakin), 1647 nucleotides long. RefSeq names its product ankyrin repeat and LEM domain containing 1 (gene ANKLE1). The record is from RefSeq and is a predicted model, not a curated record. The transcript has 5 exons. Gene Ontology annotation, molecular function: endonuclease activity. Lineage: Eukaryota; Metazoa; Chordata; Aves; Passeriformes; Pipridae. The coding region runs from base 143 to 1492 and encodes 449 amino acids.